AUGACUCUGAGCGCAGAGAUGUCGGAUGCCUCCAUCCUCUCGGAAGAGACCGACAUCGACGUGGUCGGGGAAGGCGAAGAUGGGGACCACCAGACGCGCUCCUGCGCGGAAGAGGUGGCGCAGAUGCACGACGGCAUCCUGCUGACCGGCUCUCCAUCUCCAUGUCUGGACAGCUCCACCGCCUCCAGGGAUACCUACAAGCCGGCGGGUAAGAACACCCUGGUGAAACCCCCGUACUCCUACAUCGCCUUAAUCACCAUGGCCAUCCUGCAGAGCCCCAAAAAACGCCUGACCCUCAGCGAGAUCUGCGACUUCAUCAGCAACCGCUUCCCUUAUUACAGGGAGAAGUUCCCCGCCUGGCAGAACUCCAUCAGACACAACUUAUCCCUCAAUGACUGCUUUGUCAAGAUUCCGAGGGAGCCCGGGAAUCCCGGGAAGGGGAACUACUGGACUCUGGACCCGGAGUCGGCUGACAUGUUUGACAAUGGGAGCUUUCUGAGGCGCAGGAAACGCUUCAAGCGGCAGCAGGCGCAGGACCUGCUGCUGCGGGAGCACAACGGCUUUCUCCCCGCCGCUGCGUACGGUUACGCACCUUACGGCUGCGGCGGAUACGGCCUGCAGCUGCAGUCCUACCACACACACUCCGCGCUCUUUGCUUUCCAGCAGCAGCAGCAGCAGCAGCACUCCAGGCAUUCACACACAGGAACCCUUAUCCCCUCACCUUCUCUGAUGCCCCCCAGCACGGACUUAACCAGAAGUGGUCGCUUUUAUCCCCAGCUGGGCUCCAGUCUGGGCUCCUCCGGCACGCAGGCUGCGUCCCCGGCGCACAAGUCCGGUUCCCCGGUGCAGCGCUCCCCCUUCUCCAUAGAGAGCAUAAUCGGAGACUCGCUCAGCCCCUCGCGGACUUCUCCGGUCGUUGUCCCGGUCUUACCCUCGUCGUUGGGGCUCUCAGGGGCCGCUCAGCCGCAGACGGUCCACCCCGGAGCGGUUUUACACCCAGUCGAAAACUUUCCGGGCAGAGUGGCGGGAGGCACCGGCGCCUGCUGA
Messenger RNA from Oryzias latipes (Japanese medaka), 1047 nucleotides. RefSeq names its product forkhead box D1 (gene foxd1). Gene Ontology annotation, molecular function: DNA-binding transcription factor activity, RNA polymerase II-specific; RNA polymerase II cis-regulatory region sequence-specific DNA binding. Lineage: Eukaryota; Metazoa; Chordata; Actinopteri; Beloniformes; Adrianichthyidae. Gene Ontology annotation, biological process: anatomical structure morphogenesis; regulation of transcription by RNA polymerase II; cell differentiation. The record is from RefSeq and is marked provisional.